Messenger RNA from Ruditapes philippinarum (Manila clam), 3711 nucleotides. RefSeq lists its product as uncharacterized. The transcript has 6 exons. The record is from RefSeq and is a predicted model, not a curated record. Lineage: Eukaryota; Metazoa; Mollusca; Bivalvia; Venerida; Veneridae. Bases 1 to 2151 code for a protein of 716 amino acids. Gene Ontology annotation, molecular function: protein binding; GTP binding.
AUGGAUUUCUUGUUUAUCGAGAAUGACACUGAUCAGAACACAACUGGACAAAAUGAGGAUGAAUCACAAUGUAGAAAAUUACCUGUUUCAAGUACAUCUGAAGACGUUGUCGGUGCCGCAACCAAGAGCGAUGAAGCAUCAACCUCAGCCUAUAUGAAAACAGGUUCCAUCAAAGGAAUGGAACUAUGUAAUAAACCAGGAAAACCUUGUGCAGCUGGAAAUGUUCAUGUUGACUCAGUCUGUUUGGCUUGGGAACCACCAAAAGAACUGUAUGAAAAUUAUAUGUACCAACUCAGGUACAAAGAAGUUCAAGUAAAGUCAAAAUGGAAAUUACAUCAAGAAUUAAUGACCAGUAGUAAAGUCAAUUUGGGCAAUUUAAAAUCUGACACAAAAUAUAUAUUUGAAGUCCGAAUGGUAAAUGGUGAGAUUGAAGGACCGUUCAGUGAAACAAGCGAUCCCGUUCAGACUAUUCAAUCAGCCGCUCAACAAAUACUAAAGUUCACGAACGACGUUUCGAGGCCAAAUGUUGGCAUGCCAUUAAAAAGAAUUCCAUUGCAAGAAAACAAAGGAACAAGAAACAAAUUAGCAAAAACGAGGAAGUUAGUUAUAGGUGAAGCAAGCAAAACUCAUUUCGCUGAAAAAACUAUCAUGCUUGUAGGCGCGACAGGAACGGGGAAGAGUACAUUAGUUGAUGGAAUGGUGAAUUACAUAUUUGGUGUAAACUGGAAUGACCAGUACCGACUAACGUUAGUGGAUCUUGAAGAUGAAGAGAGGAAAAGAGAUGCUGAUCAGGCACAUUCGCAGACUCAAUGGAUAACAUGCUAUACAAUACAUCCGAUGCAUGGUAGCCGGUUGAACUACACUUUAAACAUCAUAGACACGCCCGGAUUCGGAGAUACUCGUGGAAUUCAGCGAGACAAUGAAAUUAUUGAUCAAAUUCGUACCUUGUUUUCUCGUGAAGAUGACACUGGUGUUCUUUACAUCAACGCUGUUUGUUUCAUUACAAAAGCUCCCGAUGCUCGUCUAACACCCACACAGAUGUACAUCUUUAAUGCUAUAAUGGCGCUGUUCGGUCAAGAUAUUGAAAACAGUAUUUGCAUGCUUGUUACUUUUGCGGAUGGGAAACGACCUCCUGUAUUAUCUGCUUUGAGAGCAGCAAAACUACCAUACGAGCAGUUCUUUCCAUUUAAUAAUUCAGGUCUCUUCGAAAAGAACAUAGAAGAAAAUGUUUCGUGUUUUUCAUCUAUGUUUUGGGACAUGGGGUGCAAGAGUUUUCAAAUGUUUUUCAGCAAGCUAACUAAUAUGGAAACAAAGAGUCUUCGGCAGACAAGAGAUGUUCUUUUGCAGCGUGAACAAAUAGAAUUAACAAUGAAUAAUUUGCUUCCAAAGUUAGAUGCUGGACUGAAUAAAAUUGAAGAACUGCGUGUAGAAAUUAGGAUAUUAGAAAAUUACAAAACUCAAAUAGAGGAAAACAGCGACUUUACGUAUACUGUUUCAGAAACAGAACAAAAGCAGAUCGAUCUUCCGAAAGGCAAACAUGUAACCAAUUGCCUGACUUGUCAUAUGACAUGCCACAGAGAUUGCAUUUAUGCAAAUGACGAGGAUAAGAAAAAAUGUAAUGCAAUGGACGAAGAUGGGAAUUGUACACAGUGCCAGGAGCAUUGUUUCUGGAAUAUUCACAGAAAUACUCCUUAUAUAUUUGAGUAUGUGACAGUACAGAAACAGAGGACGUAUACAGAGAAGCUUGAAAAGUACCGCCGGGCCGAAGGAGAAACAAUUACGCGAAAAAAGGUUUUAGAAAGAAUGUAUGAUGAGUUGUACGACCUUGAAGAUGAUAUCAUGGCGCUGAUAGAUAAAAUCAAUACUUGUAACAACAUCCUGAAAAAGAUAGCUUUUCGACCAGACCCCCUUAGUGUUGUUGAACAUAUCGACCUACUGAUUGAAAGCGAGAAACUUGAAAAACGGCCGGGAUUUCAAGCUAGGAUUGAAUCCCUUAAAAAGUGUCGCAAAAAGGCAACCAUUGGCGACGACAUCAACCGAUUUACGACAGGUUUUACUGACACGGCGAAAAUAAUUACAGCGCAAGUUAGUUUACCACCGAAACCUCCAAGAAAGAAGCAGAGGACUAGGAAAGAGUUAAGCUUGUUCUAGCCAUUUGCGGAAAUUAAUGACAAGCUUCAGAUAUGACAGGUUCAAUGACAAAUAUUGAAUUAAAUUUCGUGCGUGCUUAAGGUUCUUGAAUGUUUUUACAUUGGUAAUGCUUAAUCAUUACAUAAACGACAGCGCAGGAGUGUAAUAAAGCCAUGUAUAAGUGUAAUAACACUUUGAAGUGAGUCAUUUGCGUAAUGUUUAGAAAGAACUUCCGAUUAAAUGUAAACAAAGCAAUUUGUAUUUUGGCUAAAAGCUUUCACGAUUUUUACAGCGAUCAAAUGUUUGGUUUGUACAAUUAAGCUACUGUUACAUUCAUAAAGGGUAUGGAUCUUUAUUAAAAUAUGUUAGUUUGAAUUUGAAUGUUGGAUUGAAAGCUUAUUUUGAACUUUUAGAAUUGUGUUUAAUAAAUUGAAUUGGUAGAGACACUUUUUGUGAACGAUUUGUGAGCGAAAAAUAGCAAAGUCAGUAGUAGUCUGGGACCUACCGUACCUGAUAAAAUUUGUGGUCACACAUGACUGAGCCGCCAUUGACUUUUAUAUGCUUUUGUUAAAGUUAGAUUUGUAAGACGCCAAACUAAAGUCGAACUCUUCAAACGGUCAAAGCAACUGAAAGGACAUAAGAUUUUUGUCAACGAAGAUUUGACAAAAAUACCCGCGAAUGUUUUGGUAUCGUGUCAUGAAAAAGACAGGACAAAGGUAAAAAAAGCGUGGUCGUUUGAAGUAGAGGUUUACGUGAAAUUUUGUACGCAAUUACAAUUUCAAAGCUACCGCUUUUGGUAAAAUUUCACGUGGCCGAAAGAGGAUGAAACCCAUGCUCAGACUAUAAGAAAAAUCCAAGGAUACCCGACUACAUCAAGGACGCCACAUAGCUCUAGCCCAGGCUCCUACGCAGUCUUCCAAAUCAGAUUGCUAUAUGCAGCCGCAGCAAUAUGAUCCAUCACUCAUCAUUUUUUUUAAUAGAAGAACAUAUUCUUGCAUAUCAGACAGGAUUAUCUACCGUUUACACCGGUGCUAGAACAUCCUGUCUUACACCCCCAUGUAAGUCAAGUUGCGUUCUUUAAAUAACAUCAUUGCGUCGAGCCUUUUAUGGAUGAAAUGCGUUCUUAGGAUGACGUAACUGAACCGUAAUGAAUGAAGUUGUAAGUUCAUACGCUACUAUGAGAAAAAAGUGCGUAAUGAGAAUAUCCAUUUUCUUAAUAUCUGUUCUGAAAAUAAUUGAUAUAUAAUAUGCAAGGAAAAGAAUCAAACAACGGCUGUCGAUGCAGACGGGAAUAUUUAGCUCUCGAGUAACUGUUUAGCUGAAACUCAGCAGAGCCUCGUUACAGCCAUAAACAGUUACCCUCGAGCUAGAUAUUCCGGUCUGCCCGGCAGUCAGUGAAAAUUCAUAUAUUGUUUUGCACAACAAUUGAAUCUUUACGUGAUUAAAGUUAUUUCCUUUUAACCGUUUUUUACUUAUGAGGGAUGUGCUAUAUACACAAUAAACUAAAUGAAUGACAACGACGAAGAUCUUUGUUUCUUAAUACGUAAAAAAAACAAUAAAAAAAUGUAGAAAAGAUCUACA